This is a messenger RNA of Vespa velutina, 1331 nucleotides long. Its product is annotated as chromosome transmission fidelity protein 8 homolog. Gene Ontology annotation, biological process: mitotic sister chromatid cohesion. Bases 345 to 692 code for a protein of 115 amino acids. Lineage: Eukaryota; Metazoa; Arthropoda; Insecta; Hymenoptera; Vespidae. Gene Ontology annotation, cellular component: Ctf18 RFC-like complex. The record is from RefSeq and is a predicted model, not a curated record. The transcript has 2 exons.
CUGAAUUUUACGUGCAGCUAUAAAAUGUUCACGUUUUAACGAUUCAGCAAGAUCACUUCUUUUACCGAUUUCAUUUUGAAGCUCGUUAAUUUUUAUGUGAAAUCUCAACCCAGACGCCAUUUUAUCAACGAUGAACAAAAUGUAGUGACAUCUAGCAAAUAUUUUACACAGAGUAAAUAUUGUGUAAAUUGAGAAUCAUAGUAAUAACUUAUUCAGACAUAGACAUAGAUUUUAAUGUAGUAAAUAAUGAUAUUAUAAAAUUUAUAAAAGUAAAGUGAAUAAAUUGUAUAUAUCAUACUUAAAAUUUGUAUAUAUUUUGGCAUUUUUAACGGAAAAUCAUUAAAAUGAUAAUACCUAUUAAACGUGAUCAAGAUGUACAAGAGUGGGCUAUAGUGGAAUUAAAAGGUGAAUUAUCGUUUGGUACAAAAGAUAUUACAAAUAGUCAUUACAUUGGUGAUUUUCAUUUUACAAAAUCUGGAACACCAAUGCUUAUAAUUGGUAUUCAUGUAAUGUAUGGGAAAGAGAUGGCUCUUACAAAACCUAUUGCAGUUUUAAAAAAAAAAGUUGUCUCUUCAACUAAUCAGUCAAAAGAAGAAGAUUGUAAAACUGAAUAUACUAUUCAAGCAAUUGUAAAUAAGAAAAUUGUUUUUAAAUUUAGACCCAAGCCUAUUGUAAAUAGCAUAGAAGUAUAAAAGGUUUUGAAAAUGGUCAUGUUUAAAAAAAGGUUUAGGACAUUAAAUUAUUGUGUAUUUACAUAUUUUAUAAAAAUAUCGUUUUUACAUGGCCUAUUAACUCAUUAUACUUGACAUCAUUCUAUAAGGUUGUACAGACUUAUAUUUAUUUAUUUUAUAAUUUAAACAAGCAAUUAAAAACACAAAAAUCUUAUAAAUGUAAAUUUAAUCUUUCAUUUCUCCUUCUUCGUCUUCUUCUUCUACACCACGUAUGUACAUAACAUUGUUACAUCGUAUCAGUACUUCUCCAAGAUUACCAGUACAAUUUCCAUCUAUGUGUUCUUCUGUAUUUGCAAGUUGUAAAUUCAUAUAACCAUCUACUGACACAAGGUAACCUUUAUAUUCGUGACCCCACUUUAGUUUUACCAUUACAGGCUUUCCAGUUAAACCAUUUAAAAAUGGUUUUGGAUUUAUCGGCAUUGUUGCAGCCAUGAUGAUGAUCGAAUAUUAUCUAAAUAAGAAAAAUUAUAUUAAUCAAUAUUUAAGUUAUAUUAAUUAAUGUCUAAUCUAAUUAAAUUUAUCUCUCUCAUUUUUAUUUAAGCAAGUACUCAAUCGGCUUAGGUUAUAUUUUGCUAAUAAAUAUAAAAUUUUUUAAUUGUC